This is a messenger RNA of Colletotrichum godetiae, 1677 nucleotides long. Its product is annotated as major facilitator superfamily domain-containing protein. Gene Ontology annotation, cellular component: plasma membrane. Gene Ontology annotation, molecular function: transmembrane transporter activity. Gene Ontology annotation, biological process: transmembrane transport. Bases 1 to 1677 code for a protein of 558 amino acids. NCBI's taxonomy places the organism in Eukaryota, Fungi, Ascomycota, Sordariomycetes, Glomerellales, Glomerellaceae. The record is from RefSeq and is a predicted model, not a curated record. The transcript has 6 exons.
AUGGACGCCGCAAAGAGUCAGUCUACGAAGGUGGAUUCUUGGUUCUUUCAAAAUAUUGACGAUAAUACGGAGCCUUACUUGAGGCGUAUUUCUACCGGAAAUAACACACUUUCGGAUCGUUUGCAAUUUAACAUCGAUGACGGGCAGAGACUUACGGAUCCUAUCAAGCCGGAUGAAGAUGAAGGCAAAUAUCCCGAGGGCAUCACUCUAGUUCUCGUCAUCUUGGCGUUGGCGCUGGGCCUUUUUGAGUUCGCUCUCGAUGCCACCAUUGUCGCCACCGCGAUUCCCGUCAUUACCACCGAGUUCAAGGCCCUCGCAGAUGCCGGUUGGUAUGGCUCUGCAUAUCUGAUGACGAUAGCAAGUUUCCAGGUGCCAUGGGGCAAGCUAUACAAGUUUUUUAUUCCCAAAUGGAUCUUUCUGACAGCGCUCAUCAUCUUCGCCGUCGGAAGCGUCCUGUGUGCUAUUGCCCCCAACAGCGCCUUCCUCAUUGCCGGACGUGCGGUUCAGGGUAUUGGCGCCGCCGGCUUGACUGGCGGCGUCUAUGUUAUCCUGGCGCUCGUCACACCUCGUAGUAAAACGCCAAUCUACUUAGGCGCGUUUGGCGCCAUUUUUACGGGUGCGAGUUCUCUUGGUCCUAUUAUCGGCGGCUUCCUUACAGAAAAGUUCUCAUGGAGGUGGUGCUUCUGGAUCAACAUACCCUUUUCUGUCAUCGCCGGAAUCAUCGUUCUGUUUUUCUUCAAGAUUCCAAGUACUGUCAAGACCGUCAGGGCACCAUGGAAGAGCAUUGUACGUCAAAUGGAUCUGAUGGGCGUCGUUCUUAUCACUGGCAUCAUCGCCCUUUUCGUCACUGCAAUGGAGUCCGGAGGUAUCAAACACGAGUGGGACUCCGGCUUCGUCGUCGGUACUCUGAUGGGUUCGAUUACGAUUGCUAUGCUGUUUGGGUUUGAGCAGUACUUCAUGAAAGAGGAUGCCCUCCUUCAAGCAAGGUUCUUGACCAACAUGAAGAUCGGCUUCCUUUGCAUUUUCGCGUUCAUGCUUAGCUCAGUUGCGUACUCAAUCCAGUACAAUUUGCCCGUCUACUUCCAGGCGACGAAAGGGUUCACUCCAGCACAGAGUGGUGUCAAUGUUCUUCCCUUGUUAAUCGGUGGAGCGUUCCUCACACUACUAUCUAGUGUGGCGUACUCCAAAUACCGAAAUGACCGCCUAUAUUGUGUACUCUCUGGUGCCCUUACUGUUCUAGGUUCUACUCUGAUCCUCACUCUUGGUCCGGACUCUACACCAGUUCAGUACCUGCUUUACCAGCUCGUAGUAGCUUUCGGCUAUGGCUUAGGAACUCAAGUUCCGGUCUUAGCUGUCCAGGCCACAGUUGAUGUACAAGACGUCCCCCAGGCAACAAGUAUCGUUCUACUGUUCCAACUGCUCAGUGGCGCACUGGCAGUAUCAGCUACCCAGAACCUUUUCAGCAACAUCAUGUUGCAGAAUGCUUUGCGAAACGUUCCGAGUCUCACCGCUACCCAGAUUUUGGCUGCAGGAUCCACAGAUCUUAAGAAGCUUUUCUCAGCAGAUAUUGCUCCUCAAAUUAUCGCAGCGUAUACAGAAGGUCUUCGAGCAUCGUGGGCUAUGGGCGUCGGAUUCGCUGGAGGUGCAAUGAUUUCUGGGAUGUUUGUUGGGGCCUGA